Messenger RNA from Ceutorhynchus assimilis (cabbage seed weevil), 3399 nucleotides. The record is from the annotation of a GenBank genome assembly. NCBI's taxonomy places the organism in Eukaryota, Metazoa, Arthropoda, Insecta, Coleoptera, Curculionidae.
CAGUACACUCCCUUGGAACAAUACUGGAAAUUUUACUAACAAAGCGUUAUAGAAAAGAAGUUGGGCUCCUAAAUCUUUCACAUAUAAUAACCAGCGUUUCAUUUCUAGACUGAGCGAAUCCACGACAUCUACAUAAACCGAGUCUUAGAAGUCCUAACCAGCAUGCAAACGAUCCAACUCCACGCUCUCCCAGAAGACGGCGACCCUCCGUGGGAAAUCGACCAGUUCUGCGACAAAAUCGACGAACUUUGUCGCUCUUCCGCGGCCGAACUGCACAAAAAGUGCAUGAUGGUAGAAGAAGCCGUAGAAGAAAUUCUGUCUUUAGUCAAAAAAGCUCGUAUCGAUAGCUCGGACUCGGUCGAUCAGGAGAAUGUUUUUAUAGCUGAAGAAGAGAAGCCGCCCGAUAUUGGGCAUACUUCGUCCCAGCAACAAUCCGAUUGGACGUUGGUAUGGGAGUGUUUCGAAAAGCCGCAUUUAUUGUUUAGCGGUGGUAUGAGCAAAGCUAUGAACGACGUUGUCAGAGGAGCUGUAGGUGAAAUGAGGCGGUACUAUACCAGGAAGGUGAUUGAUGUUCUUGUUAAGGUUACUAGACAAUCUUUGGAUGCUUUAAGGAGGAGAUUUUGUGUUGAAUAUAAGGACGAUAGAGCUUCAGUUUUUGUCCUGAAUGCCCUACUGCUCAUUCCUAAAGUGGGAAUUCAACCGAAUUUGGACGAAGUACAAGAAGUACUGAAUUUGGCCGGAAGAAAUAUUACUUCGGUGUCCAAAGGGGUUGGUCAAUGGGCUGCCAGUCAAGAGAUUAAACCUCCAUCUUUGGAAGAAAGUUUUGACAGUUUCAAAAAAAAAUCUUCGAAAAGUACAAUCAAAACUAAAGAAGACGAUUUUCGUAUGCGUCGUAGAAAGCUCUACAGACUGAUGACCGAGGAGAAGGCCAUGUUUCCGUUGCAACAACGCAACUUUUUCAAUCAUGUAAUGGAAAAUAAAGAAGUUAUUAAGACGUUGUCAUUGUUGACAUCCUGCACCCAGGACAUGCGUGCAGAGAUGUCACAGUUUCUUUCAAGGUGGCGCCCAUACAGCAUCUUGUGGAGAAACGAGAAAUCUCAACGUGACUUACUGAACUGCCAACUCAACGAAUUCGAAGCUUCGCUGCGCAAACACGAAGAGCUCAGCGAACGCUUGACUACUGAACCCAACGUGUUUGUUAUAGCCAAUUGCCUAGCUAUUUCCACUGAGAAAUUAAAGUAUGGGAUUCUCACUGAAAUUAAAUCAUGUACUCACAGAAUUGGUCAGGCAAUGAAGAAAAAAUAUAGAAGAGAAAUGGAUUAUGUUUAUGCGGUGAUAAGUGAAAUGGAACGAAAACUUGAAAGGACUAUACGCGAUCUGGACGAUGUUAGAAUGAUCAUGGAUAAUUUGAAGAAAAUACGAGAGCAAGAAGUCGAUAUGGAGCUGAAAAUUGACCCAAUCGAGGAAGCUUUCAACGUUCUCAACCGCUACGAGGUAGCCGUAGAAAGAGAAAUAAUAGAGCAAGUGGACAGUCUGCGUUAUACAUGGAGAAGACUCUUAGACACUGCUCUCAAAGUCCAAGUGAACCUUCUGGACAUGCAGCCUCAAUUCCAAAGCGACCUUAAAAAUAACCUGGAACGUUUCAGGCAAGAUAAAAUCGAUUAUUGUAACGAAUACCGAACAGCCGGUCCGAUGCAAGCGGGAUUAACUCCCAGAGAAGCUUCCGAUAGACUCAUAUUAUUUCAAAAUCGUUUUGAUGGCAUGUGGAGAAAACUCCAAACCUACCAAAGCGGCGAAGAGCUUUUUGGCCUACCAACCACCGACUAUCCAGAUUUAGCUCAAAUACGUAAAGAAUUAAACUUAUUGCAAAAACUCUACAAACUUUACAACGACGUUAUUGACCGAGUCAACAGCUACUACGACAUUCCUUGGGGCGAAGUCAACAUCGAAGAAAUCAAUAAUGAAUUAAUGGAAUUCCAAAACCGAUGCCGCAAAUUACCAAAAGGCCUUAAAGAGUGGCCGGCAUUUUUCGCUCUGAAAAAAACCAUAGACGAUUUCAACGAUAUGUGUCCACUUUUAGAACUAAUGGCGAAUAAAGCCAUGAAACCGCGCCAUUGGCAAAGAAUAAUGGAUUCUUUAAAUCACAUAUUCGAGUUUGAAAGUGAAGGCUUCUGCCUCAAAAACAUCCUGGAAGCACCUUUGCUAGCCCACAAAGAAGACAUUGAAGAUAUUUGUAUAUCAGCCAUGAAAGAAAAAGAUAUCGAAGCAAAACUCAGACAAGUCACAAACGAGUGGAGCGUACACGAACUAACAUUUAUGACUUUCAAUAAUAGAGGCGAGCUAUUACUUAGAGGCGACACCACAGCGGAAACUAUUGGACAAUUAGAGGAUAGCUUGAUGGUUCUAGGUUCACUACUAUCGAAUAGGUAUAAUGCACCAUUCAAAAAGCAAAUCCAACAAUGGGUGCACGAUUUAUCCAAUACCAAUGAGAUUUUGGAAAGGUGGCUUUUGGUGCAAAAUAUGUGGGUGUACCUUGAAGCUGUUUUUGUUGGUGGCGACAUUGCCAAGCAGCUACCAAAAGAAGCUAAAAGGUUUUCGAAAAUCGACAAAAGUUGGCAAAAAAUCAUGCAAAGAGCACACGAAACUCCCGGGGUCGUUUCAUGUUGCGUCGGUGACGACAUGCUUAAGCAACUUUUGCCUCACUUGCAAGAACAAUUAGAGCUUUGCCAGAAAUCUCUAAGUGGCUAUUUGGAGCGUAAACGUAUGAUGUUUCCGAGAUUCUUUUUUGUGUCUGAUCCGGCCUUAUUGGAAAUCCUCGGACAAGCUUCAGAUUCGCACACCAUCCAAAACCAUUUACUAUCAAUAUUCGAUAAUACCCGAUUCGUCAAGUUUCACGAUAUUGAGUAUAAUAAAAUUACAGCAGUAAUAUCUUCAGAAGGUGAGAUGAUUCCAUUGGAGAAAGCCGUCAGAGCUGAAGGCAGUGUGGAAACUUGGCUAACCCAACUGCUGCAAACCUCGCAAGCUUCAUUGCAUUCAAUCAUCAGAUCAGCUUUUUCAAUGAUUAACGAUCAGAACUUUCAGCUUUUAGUGUUCUUGGACAAAAUGCCCGCUCAAGUGGGUUUGCUGGGGCUUCAAAUGAUUUGGACCAGAGACGCUGAGCUGGCUCUACUACAAGCCAGGCACGAUAAAAAAGUGAUGCCGGACACCAACAAUAAAUUUUUAGAGUUGCUAAAUACAUUGAUUGAUCAAACUACUAGAGAUCUUACUAAAAUAGAGCGGACUAAGUUUGAAACUUUGAUUACCAUUCAUGUGCAUCAGAGGGAUAUUUUUGACAUAUUGCUGAUUUAUCUCCUAAAAGAGACAGGCGGUAAGUUGAAUUUACCGCCCGAUCGUGCAUAA